Molecule: messenger RNA, 3429 nt
Organism: Amphimedon queenslandica
Lineage: Eukaryota; Metazoa; Porifera; Demospongiae; Haplosclerida; Niphatidae
Product: oral-facial-digital syndrome 1 protein homolog
Exons: 18
Coding region: 30-3260 (1076 amino acids)
Biological process (GO): epithelial cilium movement involved in determination of left/right asymmetry
Cellular component (GO): ciliary basal body; centrosome
Molecular function (GO): protein binding
Source: RefSeq, a predicted model, not a curated record
CCUUUGGCUGCUUUGUUUAUUUUGAAAAAAUGGCGGCAGUGGAUCAAGACGAGUUGAGAGCAAAACUCUAUUCUUCUCUACAAAAGAAAGGACUUUUAGACUCUUUAAAGUCACAGCUAAGAAACUCUCUAAUCAGCGAGUUACAACCUCCGAGUGGGUCGGAGCCUUCUCAAAAGAGGCCAUCUUCACUCCACCAUCAGAUAGCUAGUUAUAUCAUUAUAAACUACCUCCAGUCUAAUGGAUACCAGUACACACUCUCAACCUUUCUUCCCGAAGCUGGACUACGUAUGGAAAAGUUGUUGUCGUUUGAUGAUGUUUGUCAAGUAUUAGGACUUACGAGUCAAAUAUUGGAGCCUUUGAAAGCUUGUGAAAAUGAGCAAGAUAGAAAGAGUUUAUUAAUACAAUUACUCCAUCGUCUUCCUUCUCUCUUGAAGCAAAGAAGAGACACAGUGUCCUGUGGAGUACAAACUAAUGAAAGAGAAGAAGCAAAGACAGUAACUGAAAAGAAGAUAGAGGAGGAGGAGGAGGAAAGAAAAGUGACUCUGGAGAAGAGGAUGAUUGCAUUCCAGAAAAGCUGUGAAGCACGAAAUAAGAAAACUAUUGAACAAGAGUUGAGUAGGUUUAGGGAGAAAGAGUUGUCUGUGAUGAGGUUGGAAGAAAGGAACAAAUAUUUAAAAGAGCUUGCACAAGCAAAGGAACAAUUGGAGUUAAAGUAUCGUGAAAGACUAACAUCAUCAACAAGAACUGUUGAGGAGGAGAGAGAAAGACUGAGAAGGAGAGAGACAGACAUAGAACAGGGACUCUACAAUCAGAGGCAGACAUUACUCAUUGAAAUGGAGAGCCUCAAACUGAGAGAAAAUGAACUAACUAGACAAUCUGAACUAGAUAGAAGGGCAGCUAGUUUAGAGAAAGACAAGAGCACUUCAUUACAGCAACUCUUGAAUGAGAAAGAAGAAAUGCUAAACUCUUUAAAGAAGCAGUACGAAAAGAUGGCCGAAGCAAGAGUAGAGAGACUAAAAGUUGAACUCGAGACAAAAUUUUUACAAGAAGGCAAGAAAGCAGCAGAAAUGAAGGCCCAGUUUGAAACCCAACAGUCACUGAUAGAUGAACUCAGUACAAAGUACGAGAGUGUAACUGCUGAACUGGACCACGAGAGAGAAACUGCUAAACAACUGCAGGAGGAGCUUCAGUUGUCAAACGAGAAAACGAAUAGCCUUUUUAUUGAAAACACUCAACUGAACGAGAGACUUAAGCUUGUCGAUAGCUCUUCUCUGAGGGAGAGAUUGAGAGAGAGCGAAAAGAAGUUACAGGAACUGAGACAGCAAACUGACCAAGAGAGAACUGAAUUGAAAAGAAUAAUAUCAGAUCAGGAGAUAGCUGUCAAUGAUGCUAAGAACAAGUUGAGCAAAAGUGUAAAGCAACAGAAAGAAAAUCAACGAAAAUCGCAAGAAAAAUUUAAAGAAAUGCAAGCAGAGCUGACCUCCCUGACUCAAGCUAAUAAGAUAUUAAAAGAUGAAAUUGCAAAGAAAAUGGAUGCCAUAUUUAAACUCCAUGAUCAGUUAACUUGUAUCAGUGUUGAGUAUCGCUCAGCUCAGUCUCAGAUCAAAGACUUGAAACAACACAUUGAUGGUCUCCACGAUGUCCUAACAUCAAGUGGGACCAGAAACAGGACUAAGAAAAAGCAUAGUCCAAGGAGGAAGCUGACCACCAGACAGACGUCUCUCUCGACCCCGCCCACAGAGAUGAUGAGCCCCGCCCCUUCAAUUGAUAUCAGUCUAUUUGGAGCACCUACUAAUAAUAACAAUGACAAUGAUAUUAAUGACUUCUCAAUCACUCCUAAUACUAACAAUGAUAUAAGUUUCUCUGAUUCAUCUGCAAUGAUACUCGCCGAGGCUAGAGCUACAUUCGCUAGAAUGGAGAAAGAAUCAGAAGAGCUAGCAAGAUACUAUUCCGAUUAUUCUGCUCCCCCUCCGCCUUCCCUCCCUCAUUCUUCAUUAUUAUCAUAUUAUCCUCCAGUUACAACAAUGAUGUCUACCACUAAUGACAAUUUACCUUAUUUAUCUACUCAAAUUCCUUCGCUGCCAACUCCCUCUGUGACAUCAUCGACCACACCCUUUAUAUCCAAUCCUAUUACAUCACUGACCACGCCUCCUUUACCUACACCAUUGACCACGCCCAGAACCACAGCUUCAUUAGUGACUUUAGUCUCGUCAGUGACCACACCCAUUACAACUUCAUCAACUCCACCCACUUCUACUGUAUCAGCUCCUGUUGGUAUAGCCACACCUCCUUCUCAAAAACCCAUUAAUCUCAGUAGUCACUGGACACCGAAAAAACCCCAACCUACCGAGAAUGAAAAAGCAAGCAUUAUCCCAACAACCACUGUGAAUAAUCUCUUAUUGGGUGGGGCAACAUGUGUUGUACCGUCAUCAGUGGAUUUUUCUUUUGAUCCUAUGAUAACGCCAACCAGUCAAAAUAAUGUAACACUAUCAUUAAGAAAUGGAGCUCUCUGUACUACUAAUACCAUUGAUAAUUCAGGGAGGCUCCUUCUACAUCCUGUAUCAGAUAACACCACUAAUACACUUACUACAGCACAUUCUAAUAAUGCAACUACUUCAGCUAUUGGCCCUAGUCAUGUUAUGGUGAAUGGAACUGGUGCAGGCUCAACAAUAUCCAAUAACUGUACUAGUACUACAGGCACUACUGCCGCACCAUUGUGUACAUGUACAUGUACAUGUUCAACCAUUACAGAUAGUAAAGGGAUAUAUACCACUGCAUGCUCCACUAGUAUUGGUACUGUUACAGUACAAGCAGGCUCUGUUAGUUGUAACAGUACUAUUACUAGAUCGGUAGCAACAACUGCAGUGGUUGAUAACAAGCAGUAUGAGAGAUGGUCGAUUGAGAGAGAGAAGAAGCUUAAAGCUCAGAGAGAGGAAGAGGAGAGAGAAAGGAUCAAGAUACAACAAGAGCUAUUAGCACUCCAGCAAGAGGAAGAGAGAGGGAGAGAAGGGAAACCAGAGCCCCCUCAAACUAAAAUAGAAGAGAGUAAAGAUGCAUCAAAAGGGAAUCCUAGUGAAACUGAUGAUGAUGAUAAAAGUGAAGUUAAAUGGACAAUGGCACAAUACAUGUCAUCAGUUAAGGAUCAUUCCAAUAGUAACCAUUACCAGACAAGAAUCCAUCAAAAUGAAGAUGAAGUUUUAGAUCUUUUAUCUGCCCCAACUGAAAGUGAUGAGGGAUCUGACCCAUUUGCUAACUGGUAGAUGCAUAUAUAUAAUAUUUAUCUUUAUGUAACAUGUAUGUAUGCACAUUUAUAUCUAAUAAAACAUUUUUAUACAAAAGAGAGAGAGAGAGAGAAAGGCAGAAGUCAAAUAAAUAUGUAUUUAAUGAGGCCUAUAUUGUAUAGAAAAAGACUGUCUUUUAAUCAGAGAA